Messenger RNA from Echinostoma caproni, 372 nucleotides. The record is from the annotation of a GenBank genome assembly. NCBI's taxonomy places the organism in Eukaryota, Metazoa, Platyhelminthes, Trematoda, Plagiorchiida, Echinostomatidae.
AUGCCGAAACGGAAGCGUUCUGCCAGUCCCAGUUCACCUCCGAGACGCAACUAUUUGGAAUUGUGUUCCCGAUUUGCCGAGAUCACCUCGACAAACAAUGCGCUGGCGAUGGUUUAUUUGCAAGAUCGAGACUGGGAUCUGGAGAAAUCUGUUGCCGACUACUUGUCCGAACGAUCAGAGACAACAGAACAACCGAUGACCAUCAGUUAUAUUGAUUUGACGGANCCAUGCCACCGAGCCCCCCCUGGUCGAGACACUGUUCAACGUGCUCUCAUGGAAUGUCGAUGGUUUGGAUCAGGCCAAUCUACUCCCGCGUACGAAUGCAAUUGUAUCCUGUUUGAAAAGGUAUUGUAUUCUCAAUCUGGUCCGUGA